Anisakis simplex (herring worm) is the source of this 711-nucleotide messenger RNA. The record is from the annotation of a GenBank genome assembly. NCBI's taxonomy places the organism in Eukaryota, Metazoa, Nematoda, Chromadorea, Rhabditida, Anisakidae.
CUUGAAGAACAUCAACCACAACAACGAAACGAUAACUUCAAGGCCAGAAAUUACCCGGAAAACCAGAAAUUUGGUGAGAAAUCACCAAGGAAACCAGAAAAUUUGGUCAAAGGUCACGCUCAAUUCGACGAAACCACCAUGUUCGCCCUAGUCUACUUCCCGACUCUGCGAAACCAUUCCGUGCUGGGUCUUGGGGAGCUAUCGUCGGCUGUCGCCGAAGGAGAUCAAGUCUAUUUGAAUGUACCAGGAGCAGGCGCAGGCACGGGGUCAGUCAGUCCUGGUGCCGGUGGGGGAGGUCAUUUUGCCCAAAACCACUCCAGAUUGCCAAUUCAAGUGCUCGAAAUCGGCACACGCCACGAGCUACACGCACUCAGACGUGCACAUCAAACAGUGAACAACAGCAGCGCCGCGAACGCAGCGACAAAGGCACGUGUGGUUUUUUUGCACCAAAUUCCAAAAUUUUCGGUUUAUUUUUUACCACUACCACAUCGUUUCUGGUUAAUUUCCCAGCUAAUGGGGAAGCAGCAGCAGCUGGUGUCACCACUCGUCAACGCGGCGCCAAACGCCCUCACUCAACAACGAAUACAUCCGAGGAACACGGCCACACCAAACCCGAUCCUACCCCGACCUCGAGCUCAGGCUCAAUUGCCCACGACCCUACCACCACCACCACCUCGCCAACCUCAGCCCAAACGACGCACCACCUAUUCG